Molecule: messenger RNA, 1146 nt
Organism: Penaeus vannamei (Pacific white shrimp)
Lineage: Eukaryota; Metazoa; Arthropoda; Malacostraca; Decapoda; Penaeidae
Source: RefSeq, a predicted model, not a curated record
GUCAUCGUUGCGGGCGAGACGGAGAAGCUGCUGCAACUCGCCAGGGACCCGAAGCGCCAUGAAGGUCACCCUUGUGCAGGUUCUCGCUGUGACCUUGACCCUGCCUGGAGCGUCUCCGGACUGCGACCCAUCCCUGCCUGCUGCCCUCUCAACGAUGCGGUGCUGGCUGAGCUGAAGCGGUCGCAGGAGCAGUGCUUCGAAAAUGACAGCCAUCUGACCAACAUCUUCACUGCUAUGCAAGAUAUGAAACGAGCAACGGAGACCAUAGCUGAGCAGCUGGCGGCCAUGUCUCAGAAGAUUGAUAGCAUAGAGAGAAGAAUCGAAAUGUUAGAGACAAAGAACGUAAACCUUGCAGAAAAUCUGACCAUGAUGAUUACAGAUGUCGACGAGUGCGCAGCUGGCUCCCACUACUGCCAUCACAGCGCCACAUGCAGUAACACCGCCGGCAGCUAUGUGUGCGUUUGCAAUGAAGGUUUCGAAGGAGACGGAGUGAGAUGCUACGAGACCGAUGAGUGUGUUCUCGGGGCACACAACUGCGACGCAAAUGCACUGUGUAUCAACACGGUGGGGAGCUAUAGGUGCGCCUGCAACCGCGGCUUUGUAGGGGACGGAAACAACUGCACAGAUGUUAACGAGUGUGCGAGCAGGAGCGACCUCUGUGCCCCUGGGGUAACCUGCGUCAACACACCGGGGAGUUACCGGUGUACGUGUGAGGAUUGUGAAGCUCGUCUUCUGGAUCCCUUCUGCCCCGCUCCCUUCCGUCGCGUCGGGGAUGAGUGCUUCCACGUCCUGAAGGAUCUCCACAGCUGGCACACUGCGGCCGAGGAGUGCAGGAGGUUUGGGAAGCGACACGGCAUCGCGCGGCCCGUGAGCGCUGCUGAACCUCAGGACAUCCGGGCACUUCAGACCACGAUACUGAACAGGUCUCUCCGCGGGGCGUGGCUAGGUGCCCGCUGGGACGCCGGGUCGCGGGACUGGCGGUGGGGGUCCGGUGCCAAGGUGGAGGGGGAUGCCACGGCACUCCUGUACAGCGCGGGGGGGAGCGGGAGGCACGCCGAGUUCUGCAUGGCGUGCACGAAGCAUCGGUGCCCGUCGCCUCAGCACUGCUAUGAUUUCCUGUCCGUUGUGUGCGAGGUGGGGUAGGGG